This is a messenger RNA of Culicoides brevitarsis, 5351 nucleotides long. It is a transcript of the gene sli, whose product is annotated as protein slit. The coding region runs from base 136 to 4359 and encodes 1407 amino acids. NCBI's taxonomy places the organism in Eukaryota, Metazoa, Arthropoda, Insecta, Diptera, Ceratopogonidae. The transcript is spliced from 22 exons. The record is from RefSeq and is a predicted model, not a curated record. Gene Ontology annotation, biological process: axon guidance. Gene Ontology annotation, molecular function: calcium ion binding; Roundabout binding; heparin binding.
GGUAAACAAAUCACAAAAUAAGUCAUCUCAUUUCGUCAAAUAUUUUUCAUCUUCAAAACAGAUCCAGAUUCCCAAGAGAACAGUGAAAAAGUAAUUUAUGAAAAAGUUACUGAAACCCUAGUAUCAGAGUUCAUCAUGGUCCAUAAAAAACGAACGUUUUUUUUUCUUGUUCUUUCAAUUUUACUUCAAAUACACGCAACCUCACACAACAUCUCAACCGAUGUGAAAAUUACCGAAAAAUGUCCUAGAAUUUGUAGUUGCAUAGGAGUUAUGGUAGAUUGUGCUCGUCGAUCACUAACUUAUAUUCCCUCUAAACUUCCUACAACAACAGAAAAAUUAGAUUUACACAACAACGAAAUAGUUUAUCUCGCCGAAGAUGGUAUUUCUUUAUUGUCUAAACUUAGAGUUCUGCGCAUCAAUAACAACAAAAUAAUAUCGAUUCCGGAAAACUUUUUGAGUAUGUCUUCGAGUCUUUUACGACUCGAUAUUUCAUAUAACAAAAUCGAAAUGAUAUCUAGAAAUACUUUCAAAGGUCCUAAAGCAUUGCGAAGCUUACAUCUGGACAAUAAUUUGAUACAAUGUAUUCACGGAUCAACUUUCAAAGACUUAGCUGAACUGGAAAUUUUAACACUAAACAACAAUAGUUUGUCAACAAUUAAGGAGGAAAGUUUGAAAGGCCUAGUAAAACUAAGGACAUUAAGACUUUCUGAGAAUCCGUUUAAUUGUAAUUGUGAGUUGAUUUGGUUCAUUAAAUUUCUACGAAGGAAUCAAAGACUAGCUCCACAUGCUCGUUGCCAAACACCCGAAAACUUAAUGUUCAAAAAGAUUAACGAAAUUUCGUAUGAUGAAUUAAAAUGCACAGCUCAGUUAAAGAGUACUGAUACAUGCAAACCAAGAGUGACAUGUAGCAGUCCAUGUAAAUGCAACAACGGGAUUAUCGAUUGUCGUAAAAAGGGUAUAACAUUUAUUCCAGAAAAGUUCCCAGACAACUCUGUUGAAAUACGAAUGGAACAAAAUUAUUUAACGGCCGUAAAUGCUAGAGCAUUUUCUUUGUACGUAAGUCUACGUCGGAUUGAUUUAUCAAACAAUAAUAUAACAACAGUAGCACAAGAUGCAUUCAGAGGACUAAAAAAUCUUUUGACUUUGGUUUUAUACGGAAAUAAAAUAAAGGAACUACCAGUAAAUAUUUUUAAAGGAUUAACAUCUUUGCAAUUGCUACUUUUAAAUGCAAACGAGAUAUCAUGUAUCAGAAGAGAUACUUUUAAAGAUCUGCAAAAUUUGAGCUUAUUAUCUUUGUACGACAAUAAUAUAAAGACAAUUUACAAUGGGACACUUGAGCCACUGCACAACAUCAGAACACUACAUUUAGCUAAGAAUCCAUUCUUUUGUGAUUGUAACUUGAAAUGGUUGUCGGAAUACCUUCAUAAAAAUCCAAUUGAAACGAGUGGCGCACGUUGUCAUACUCCAAAAAGGCUUAGUCGCAGACGUCUUGAGUCAAUAAAGGAAGAAACAAUGAAAUGCGAUAAAUCGACUCCUUCUGGAAUUCAAGAUUGCAGUGCUCAAAUAAACUGUCCUCAAAACUGUAUUUGCUCCGGAUCAAAAGUGGACUGUAGUAUGUUGAAUUUGACAAACAUUGCUGAAGAUAUUCCAUUAUUUACAACUGAUUUAUUGAUUGAUAAUAAUCUUAUUCAAGCCAUACAGUCAGAUGGGUUUUUCGGACGUCUACCAAAUUUAUUAAGAAUGUUUGCAAAGAAUAAUAUGAUCAAAAACAUUGAACAAUUUGCCUUUGAAGGGGCAGUUAAAUUGCAGGAACUUUAUUUGGAUAAUAACUUGUUAACAGUUAUACAAAAUAAAAUAUUUAGCGGAUUGCACUCUCUAAAAAAAUUGUCAUUGUUGCAAAAUCACAUAACCUGCAUCAUGCCUGGAUCUUUUGACCAUUUUCCUCAAAUAAACUUUAUAAAUCUGGAGAACAACAGAUUAGAUUGUAAUUGUCAUCUUAAAUGGUUCCCUGAGUGGUUAAAGAAAAAACAGCUUGUGAAUUCGGUAGCAAUGUGCAACGCACCUGCAAAUUUAAAAGGCUUGCCUAUCAUUGAUAUUCAAUUGAAUCAAUUCAUAUGUAACGAGGCUGGAGAUGUUGGUUGUUUGGGAAGCGAUUACUGUCCAUCAAAUUGCAAUUGUGCUGGUACAAUUAUUAGAUGCUCAAAAAAUAACUACACUGAAGUUCCUGCUGAUGUGCCCAUUGCUACUACAGAAUUAUACGUUGAUUCUAAUGCAAUUAGCAGCAUUUCCACGAAACCUUUACAAUUUUUAAAGGAUUUGAUCAGAUUUGACCUUUCAAAUAAUAAAAUUACAUACCUGAGUGAUGGAGUGUUUUCUAGUUUAACAUCAUUGUCCACACUGAUACUUAAUUUCAAUGAGAUUCGUUGCAUACAAUCAAAAUCUUUUGCUGGACUCACAAACUUACGUGUAUUAUCCUUGCAUGGAAAUCAAAUAUCGACUAUUCCCUCAGGAACGUUCGCGGACUUAGUAUCUUUAACUCACAUUGCAAUCAGUGCCAAUCCUUUUUAUUGUGAUUGCAAAUUGAAAUGGUUGUCUGAUUGGAUAAAAAAAGAUUACAUUGAACCUGGAAUUGCCAGAUGCUCUGCUCCCUUAGAGCUCAAGGAUAAAAUUCUUUUAUCGACACCUUCAAGUCAUUUUACGUGUAACAAUACGCCUCCGCUAUCAGUGUUAUCGAAAUGCGAGCCUUGUUAUGCAAAACCGUGCAAAAACAACGCUAAUUGUCGGUCUCGAAGUGAUGGUUCAUAUGAAUGUGUCUGUUUCCCAGGAUACCAUGGAAAAGAUUGUGAGCAUCUUAUUGAUGCUUGUUAUGGGAAUCCAUGUGAAAACAAUGGAACUUGCUCUGUUGUGGACGAAGGACGUUUCAGUUGUGAAUGCUUAAAAGGUUUUGCUGGUCAUCGUUGUGAGGAGAAUUUAGAUGAUUGUCUUAAUCACAAAUGCAUGAACCACGCAACAUGCGUAGAUGAUUUGAACUCAUAUAAUUGUAUUUGUCCUCAAGGAUAUGCUGGAAAAUAUUGCGAAAACAAAAUUUUGAUUUGCUCUGCAUCAAAUAAUCCGUGUCAAAAUGAUGGAAAAUGUAUUGAUCUCGGUGAUGACUACAAAUGCGAAUGUGUCAAUGGCUAUAGAGGAAAAAACUGUUCUAUUUAUUCGAAUGAAUGUCUAAAUAAUUUAUGUCAGAAUGAAGGUACUUGUCAACCAGAAUCCACUGGAUAUUCUUGUAUCUGUCCCGUUGGAUUUUUCGGAAAGUUUUGUGAAAACAGUGUUGGAGUUGAAAUGAUAUAUCCACAAACCUCUCCAUGUCAAAAUCACGAAUGUAAACAUGGCGAAUGUUUCCAACCUGAUCCAUCAAACUCUGACUACAUUUGCAAAUGUUUUAAUGGUUUUACAGGAAAAUAUUGUGAAUAUUUGACGUCAAUUUCAUUUAAAGCAAACAAAUCAUAUGUUGAGCUUGAACCAUUACAAACAAAACCAUUUACCAACGUAACAAUCACAUUUAGCACGUUGGCUACUAAUGGUGUGCUACUUUAUGAUGGUUAUGAAGAACAUAUCGCGGCAGAAUUAUUCCAUGGUAGAUUGCGUAUAAGUUAUGACAUAGGAAAUCAUCCUGUAUCCAGCAUGUAUAGUUUCGAAAUGGUUUCUGAUGGAAGAUACCAUACAGUUGAGAUGAUUGCAAUGAAUAAAAAUUUCACACUUCGUGUAGAUGGGGGAUUAUCGAGAUCAAUUGUGAAUGAAGGUGCUCAAAAUCAAUUGAAACUCUCGUCGCCUUUAUAUAUAGGAGGUUUCCCAGAAGAUGUAGCUUUGAGAGCGCAAAAACAGUGGCAUAUUCGUAACACCACAAGUUUCAAUGGAUGCCUAAGAGAAGUGUGGUUAAAUAAUAAACGUGUGGAUUUCUUCAAUGCAUUAAAGGAAGAAAAAAUGAAACAUGGAUGUAGCAUGUUAAAAGAUGACGAUUCAAAUUAUAGCGAGGUAAAUGAUAACACUAAGACAUGCACCGCAAAGUCAUGUACGAAUGGACAAUGUAUCGAUGAUUUAACUUGUAAAUGUAAUAAAGGUUACACAGGAAAACUCUGUCAAGAAGCGUUAUGUAAGAAGCAACAAAUAAAAGAGUUCUACACAGAAAGAGAUUGCAGGUCAAGACAAAUUUUAAAAUAUGCUAAAUGCGUUGGAGGAUGUGGAGACCGAUGUUGUGGCUCAAAACUUGAAAAGAAAAGAAAGGUGCGAAUGAUUUGCAAUGAUAAGAGCAAGUAUGUCAAGAAUGUCAACAUUAUUCGAAAGUGUCAUUGUACAUCGAAUUGUAAUUGACUGGAGGAUAAUAAAGAAGACAAAACCGAAAUUCAAAAUGAUGAUAUGAUUAUGAACGACGAAGCUUAUAACGAGGAAAAACACAGACCUAACAUAAAGUCACUGAAGGAAAUAAAAUUAAAGAAAAAUAAUUUACUUAAAGAAAUAUCGACUCCUUUAGGUACAGUCAGAAUAGUUUUCGAAAAUGUAGAAAACAAUAACACAAAAUCUAAUUUAAAAUUUUCAAAUAGUAAUAGUAGUAAUAGGAAAAACUCAACUGUAAAAUAUUCACCAGUGAUGACAAAAGAUGGUAAAAUAGCGUUGCUAUAUAAAGGUGAUUUAGAUAAUGUAAAAAAAUAUGAAGCCAUAAAUACUUCUUCAAAAAGUUUUAUCAAUUUGAAAAUUCCGAAGAAUCAAUCAUUAACAAAAAUCACAAAUGAUAGAAAGGUCAAUGAAUCUAUAAAUGUUUUACCUAAUUUGCUUUUGCACACUAACAUGGUGAAACAUAAGCCUAAACACAAUGAAAUUGAUAGUUUCAAAGACAAUAAAAAUAUCAUGAGAGACGAUCUUCGCAUAUAUAAUACAAUUAAGACAACAACUAAAAAGCCAGAUAAUAUAACGAAAGAUGUGUUUAAUUUAGCUAUUAUUCCUAUUUUUGACGUUGAUUUAGAAAGAAAAAUACUCUCUAAAAUGACAAAGGUGCAUCAUAAUCAUAAUCAUUUUAAAUAUCCUUCCAGUAUUCAUAAAUCUAUGCAGACCAUGAUUGGUCUAGCGGCGUUGUUAACGUGUUUUUCGGUAUUUGCAUGUUAUUUGAGAAGAAGAAUUAUUAGAAAUAUAAGGUCAUUGUUUUGGUAGCAUCUUUUAUUGCUUUAUAGAAAAUUUAUAUUUAUACAAAGAUUUUCAACUCACGCUUAUCUGAAUAUUUUGCCUUGUCUCUAAUAUGCACGUAUGAAAAAGCAUCGGACAAGUUUUUUUUAAAAAUUAAUGUUAAAAAACAACUAUUGUAAACUAUU